This is a messenger RNA of Selaginella moellendorffii, 1189 nucleotides long. Its product is annotated as GDSL esterase/lipase At5g22810. The transcript has 5 exons. The record is from RefSeq and is a predicted model, not a curated record. NCBI's taxonomy places the organism in Eukaryota, Viridiplantae, Streptophyta, Lycopodiopsida, Selaginellales, Selaginellaceae. Bases 36 to 1079 code for a protein of 347 amino acids. Gene Ontology annotation, molecular function: hydrolase activity, acting on ester bonds.
UCAAGUCUUGAUAUUGAAGAGUUAGUUUUUAAACGAUGAAGAAGUAUCUGUUUAUGGUUUUGCUCCUGGCCACCCAGAUCAUUGCACAAAAGUUCCCGGCACUGAUUAUCUUUGGCGAUUCAGUCGUGGAUUAUGGCAAUAACAACAACUUCGCGAUUCCUUUCACGAUUGCAAGGGCAAACCAUUCACCGUAUGGAAGGCUCAUCAACAAUGGGGUUCCCACGGGCCGAUAUGCGGAUGGCUACACACUCCCAGACUUCAUAGCUUUGAGACAAGGUUAUCAGCCUCCCUUGGCAUAUCUCGAUCCAGCUUCGACAUGUACAAAUCUUCUUCGAGGCUCAAACUUGGCGUCCGGAGGUGCCGCAAUAAUCGACACAAACUCUUUGAUUCUCACACCGUACACCAUGACUGUUCAGCUUGGUUGGCUACAAACAUACAUCCAAACCCUCAAAAACUGUGUGGGAAACACCCAGGCCAACUCCAUCAUCUCCAACGCACUCUACAUCUUUAGCGUCGGAUCCAACGAUUUCUCCUACAAAAGCUUCAACCCGGCAGUCUCUGGCCUAAGCGACGCCCAGUACCGGCAGCUGCUCAUAGACACGUACAGGAGCGAACUCCAGACUGCCUACAACCUUGGUGCUCGAAACUUCUUUGUGUUCUCUCUUGGUCCACUCGGCUGCACUCCAAUCACCCUCACUCUCCAGUGCGGACCAUAUCCUUCAGCUUGCAGAAACAAUUGCAACGAGACCACAAAUCAGCUGGUUUACGCUUUCGAUCUAGCGCUCCAGGCAAUGCUCCAGAAUCUCCAGAGCACUCUGGCCGGCUCCACCUUCUACUACAGUCUUGCUGCUUAUAACGUUACCUAUGAUGCUGUGAAAAACCCAGGAAAAUAUGGUUUGAGCGUGGUUGACAGAGGUUGCUGCGGCUUAGGCUACACAGAGAUUGGCGAUGGAUGCAACGUGUACUCUUUUGGGACGUGCUCGAAUGCGUCACCUUAUAUUUUCUUUGACGCCAUUCAUCCGACGUCCAGCUUCACACAGAAGCUGGCACCAGGAACAUACACACUCCUAGGAAUCUGACUAGUGGACAUGUAGUUUUGUCUUGUACUUUAAAAAUAAGUAUACUAGAAUAUUCUAGCAUACAUUGAAGAAAUAAUUAAAUAUAGUUAAUUAAAUACAACUUCAUAAAA